Molecule: messenger RNA, 1447 nt
Organism: Sorex araneus (European shrew)
Lineage: Eukaryota; Metazoa; Chordata; Mammalia; Eulipotyphla; Soricidae
Gene: FIMP1
Product: chromosome 4 C16orf92 homolog
Exons: 3
Coding region: 750-1103 (117 amino acids)
Biological process (GO): fusion of sperm to egg plasma membrane involved in single fertilization
Source: RefSeq, a predicted model, not a curated record
CAUAUGGGGUGCUGGGAAUCGAACCUGGGUCGGCCACGUGCAAGGCAAAUGCCCUACCCACUGUGCUAUCACUCCAGCCCCUGAGGUUGGAUGAUUUUUACAUUUUUCUUUCUUUCUUUCUUUCUUUUUUUGGUCUUGGGGCCAUACCCAGCAGUUGCCAGGGCUUACUCUUCAGGUAUUACUCCUGGCUUUGUGCUCGGGGGAGUGAAUUACGAGGUGCUGGGGAUCAAAUCACAAGCAAAGAAAGAGCCAUACCUGCUGUUCCAUCAUCCUGGCCCGUGAGACUGGAUUUGGGACCUGGGUCCCUAAAAUUGGGACUGGAGCAAGAAAGGCGCCUCAGGGAGAAAUACAUCCCAGGGUUAAGUGUUCUGGCGCCUUCCUGUCCCCUCUCUGUCUGGGUUCCCUCUUCUGGGUAAUGAGGGCACUGGCCCUACAGAGGAGUUUCAGUCGGUGUGAAAUGCUCAGCAUAGAAGCUAGUGUUCCACCCAUGUUACCCUGGUGACAGAUAACUGACGGUGUAAGCACAGUCCCCCCACCUCAGAAGAUAGUGGUGGGGGAGCUAUUCAAAUGCAGCUUCCAGGCUUUCAGCGAGUUUGGCGCCUGUUCUGGCCGCCACAUGUAUGCUGCCACCAGCCGCGGUGCGCCCCAGCAUCUCUCUCCGGGGGUAGGGAUGAAGACCCCCCCACCUCCCAGCACUCUCGCUUCCCCUGGCGCCCGGUGGGCGUGUGUGAUCGGAACGGCUCUUGGCUAUGACAUCACAGACAGAGCCCGCCCGGGCUGGCUGCGGGAGCGCCCUGGGGACCAUGCGGCUGUGGGCGUGGCAGUGGGCGUGGCUGGCUGGGCUGGGGGCCGUGGAAACAGCUCCCAGCCUGCAAAGAGCCAAGGCCUGGGCCGUGCCAACAGAGUCCCCAGACCCACCUGAUUUCUUUGAUUAUCCAGACUCGGACCAUGCCCGGCUUCUGGCCGUGGCCAGGUUCAUUGGUGAGAACCCCGACCUGUUUGCUAGCUCAGAAUCUGGCUCCGGCUUCUUCAAUCACAUCCUGGUCGGCUCGCUCGUGUUGGCCUUCCUCUUUCUCCUCUUCCAGUUCUGCACACACAUGUAAGCUGCCCUUGCGCCCCUGCCCGUCCACCUCCCAGGCCUUGGGGGGACAGCUUGGCACCUCCCACCGCUGACCCUCUCCACCAACAGGAGCUUCCAGAAAGGGGCAUAAAGAGCUGGCCCAGGACCCUGGAGUGCCAAGCCUGCCUCCUCUCAUGCUGGUGAAUAAAAGUCCUGGUUUCUUUGUUUUGAUUGUUUGAUGGGCCACACCUGGUGGUGCUCAGGACUUACUCCUGGCUCCCUGCUCAGGGGACCAGUGGGGAACCUGGGUUGCUGCAUGCAGAGCCGGUACACUACCUGCUGUACUGUCUCUCCCCCCGCCCUCCCCCAAAGCCCGGGUUCCCUUCU